Messenger RNA from Drosophila willistoni, 1318 nucleotides. Its product is annotated as CD81 antigen. Bases 345 to 1151 code for a protein of 268 amino acids. Gene Ontology annotation, cellular component: membrane. The transcript has 5 exons. NCBI's taxonomy places the organism in Eukaryota, Metazoa, Arthropoda, Insecta, Diptera, Drosophilidae. The record is from RefSeq and is a predicted model, not a curated record.
UUGCAUUUGAGAGAAGAUUAUUGAAGCGAAUUGACUAUCGCUAUAUAAAAAUUUGAAAUUGAUGCAAAUGCAACGGCUGCACCGCAAAAAUAGUGAUAUAAGUGUAAAAGUGUUAAAUAAAUGGAUAACAAUUUAAGUGAAACAAUAACGAAAAUUGAAAUAUAAGUAUUUUGAACGGAACGAAACGGAACUCGGUAGUGCAAUUGAGCUGCAGUUCUAGGGUCGGGCAGUGGAAGGAAAAAAGGAAGCCAAAGCCACCAACAGGAAAAACGGUGGUGCAAAUAAGGAAAAAGCAGUUAGUUGAGGAAAAUCUAAACGAAAAAGAAAACAACACAUCCGCCAAGAUGGGUCUCAACGGCUGCUGUUCUUGUGUGAAAUAUUUAAUGGUCCUGAUAAACAUUUUAUUUUGGCUUAUUGGUCUGACUGUGGUAAUUGUGUCGGUAUGGAUGCUUACGGAUCCCACAUUUAUGCUAUCGAUGACGCAGUCGUACAAUCAUUACUAUAUAGCCCUUUAUGUCUUCCUGGCCAUUGGCAUAAUGAUCACAUUGGGGGCAUUCUUUGGCUGUUGGGGCGUUUGUCGGGAGUCUCAAUGUCUGCUAGUAUCGUUCUUCUGUGUCAUACUGAUUGUAAUGGUGGCCCAAAUAGCCGCCGGUGCCUGGGCCUUUCACAACAAAGAUAAACUGGAUGAUAUUGUGCGAGCCGCUGUUAAAUUUUCCGUACAGGAAGAGUAUGGCCAAUCCACUAUGAGUUCACGGACUGUUACUUUCGAUACACUGCAGAAGAAUUUAAAAUGCUGCGGUGCUGAUGGGCCUGGAGAUUGGGCGACAAGUCGUUUUAAUAAUGUGGAUCGUACCAAUAUUGUGGAUAUAGCCGUAUCAUCGAUGAAUGUCUUUUACAAUAUACCCGAAUCUUGUUGCAAGGACGACUUAAAGGAUAACGAAUGCGAAAUGUCCAGACGAUUAAAAUUCGGCGGCCCAUUAAAUGUGUCCAUUUAUCAACAGGGCUGCGUUGAUAAACUAAUUGAAAUUAUUAAUGAGAAUUGGAUAACCAUAUUCGCCAUUACGGCUGCUGUUAUAUUGUUGGAGCUGCUGUCGCUGACCUUUGCCCUUAGCCUGUGCUGCGCUGUGAGGAAUCAGUAUUACAAAGCCUGAGAAUUACAGAAUUCCCAUAGGGAAAUAACCGACGAUGAAAAGUACUAACAAACCAAAUGUAAACUGAGGCAAAGACGUUAUUAAAUCCAACAACAACCAAAACAACAAUAAUAAUAACAACAAAUCAGUAAUUUGGGGGAGAGAUUUAGAAGGCAAAAACCCUGAGA